Alexandromys fortis (reed vole) is the source of this 3067-nucleotide messenger RNA. RefSeq names its product regulator of G protein signaling 19 (gene Rgs19). Bases 1510 to 2163 code for a protein of 217 amino acids. NCBI's taxonomy places the organism in Eukaryota, Metazoa, Chordata, Mammalia, Rodentia, Cricetidae. The transcript has 6 exons. The record is from RefSeq and is a predicted model, not a curated record.
GGGGGGUUUAGGGGGAGGGACUGGGCAGGCUUGGACGUUCUUUUUUCUUCUGUGGAGCAACUCCGCAGUCAUUCCCCAGGGAGCUUCUGUCCUCAGAGACCAGAUUUGCUGCAUCUGGUCUCUCUGCAUAGACUUGGGGGGCCAACGCCUGGGAGGCUUGGGGAGGGAAGGAGCCCUCCAAUAUUCGCAGGUAGGGCAGGAAAACCCUAAUUCAGAGUCUGGGCUCCCCUUCCCCAGAAAGAAGGGAGGCAGUAGUCAAGAGCACCCUGGACGACGUGGGUGGUCCCAACUGACCAUUGAUGGGUACAAGGAGCCAGAACCUGCAGCUGGGAAAAGGGCAGGCCCCCAGUGGACCACAGCAUCCAGGCCCCACACCCUAGGCUGUUCCCUGUCCAGUCUGCUGACUGGAGAUGGAACAUCGGCCGCGGGGUGGUCUUCAGGGUGAGGGUAUGAAGGACAACUCUGGAGAGCCUAGAGACUUCAGGCUACCACACCCCUUCCUUUCCCUAGAAGCUCAGCCCCAGGGAAGUACAGCCCAAGCUACUUCUGUGUCCUGGUUUGCAUGCUGGGAGACUUGGGAACCCAUCAUCUCAGAAGUCAGGUGGUGAGGCUACACCCUCAGUGGACAGAGCUGAGGAAGAACAGGAUUAAAGGACCUCUGCUGGAUGAGGGGGGCUACAGGGGGGUGAAUUUCAUCAAGAAAGUAAUGUGAGCCCCAGUCUGACGAGAGGAAGGUGGACAGAGCAGAGAUCUUAAAACCUGGAUGGCCUCCAUCUUGGACAGAAAUGGGCACAGGCUGGGGAGAGAGGAGGCGUUCAAAGCCGCUGCCAGCAUGCUAAUUGGAUGCUUUAGCUUAUGCUUCUCCUGGGGACAUUGGAAUUUGAAGUCAGCUUUCAGUGGCCUGAGAGGUUCCUAGACCCCCCCCCCCCCCCCGCCUCUUCCCCCGUAAAAGUGUGGUCCAAACAUCAAGAAUGAUAAACCCUAUGAAAACCCAUUGAAGAGCCCAAGGCUCUCACUAAGCAGCUGGUCCUCCCACGUUGCCACUCCAGCUUCCAUAGUUAGCAUUCCCUGCUUUCUGCAUCCUAAAUGGGAGUGUCUGAGGCAGCCGAGGGCCAAAGAACCUUGUUACCUGCGUACACACCUCCUCAGGGCAUACCCCCCUCUACCCCAUUCCUCACUUUCGGGAAGUCGUUCUGAGGCCCACUCAAGUACUCAAUGCUCAGACCUAGCCCUCUGCAGUCAUCUGGGUAGCAUCUCUACCCACCUCCAUACCAGCUUGUAGCUCCAGUCCUCUUGGGAGGGGCCAGGAGCCGGAAGCCAAGAAAGAGGAACCCAGGCUUCCGGCUUCUCAGGGACUGAGCAGAUGGGGGUGUCUUAGAGCCAUUUAUGGGAGGCCCAACUGCAGUAUCCCCAUCUCCGGCACCUCUAUAUGGGAUCCAGCAGACUCCCAGACUGCACUGAAGAUCCAGAGCUGGCACCACAGAACCUGGCAACCCCCUCCACCCACCCAUGCCCACCCCACAUGAGGCUGAGAAACAGCACACAGGACCAGAGGAGGCAGACAGGCCCCCAUUGAUGUCCAGCCAUGAUGCAGCCCCUUCAGGACCCCCCAGUCGCAACCCCUGCUGUUUAUGCUGGUGCUGCUGCUGCAGUUGCUCCUGGAACCAAGAACGGCAGCGAGCGUGGCAGGCUUCUCGGGAAAGCAAGUUGCAACCCCUCCCCAGCUGUGAAGUUUGCACUCCACCAAGUCCUGAGGAAGUACAGAGCUGGGCACAGUCCUUUGACAAGUUAAUGCAUAGCCCCACGGGCCGCAGUGUAUUCCGGGCAUUCCUGCGCACAGAAUACAGCGAAGAGAACAUGCUCUUCUGGCUGGCCUGUGAGGAGCUGAAAGCAGAGGCCAACCAACAUGUGGUAGACGAGAAGGCGCGACUUAUCUAUGAGGACUACGUGUCCAUCCUGUCCCCCAAGGAGGUGAGCCUGGACUCCCGUGUGCGAGAAGGCAUCAACAGGAAGAUGCAAGAGCCAUCACCACACACGUUUGAUGAUGCGCAGCUGCAGAUCUACACCCUCAUGCACCGGGACUCCUACCCUCGCUUCCUCACCUCCCCCGCCUACCGCUCUCUGCUACUCCAGGGGGCCCCACAGUCCUCCUCUGAGGCCUAGGUGCUUGCCAAACAGAUGCCCUGCUCCUGUGGGCAGACUAGGGGCUAACCCUGCCCCAUCUGGCUGGAUAUAGACUCAGUCCCAGUGGCAACUGCAAUGUUCUGCUCUGCCCUAGCCUGUUCCAGCUGGGGGUUCUCCGAGAUGGUGCCUCAGACCCUCCAGUCACGUGCCCAGGAGAUGUUCUCAUAGAGAACAACCUCUGUGCCAACAGGUUUGUAGCAAGACUGUUUAUUCCGCAGAACCAGAUGUAGGACCUCAGAGUCAGGCUCAAAAAAGGAGCCCAUUUAUAUUUUAUAUGUUAAUGAACUUUAAAAUUGGAAACAUGUCCUUAUUGUACAUUUUAUCAAAAGAAAAAAGAAAGCUUUCACAUUCAUCUGUAUUCCUGCACAUGCCAAAAACAUGAUAUAGUAUUCUUGACCCUUUAAAAGCAAGUUUCCAUUUAUCCCACAUUUGGGGUAGGAGGUCAGAGAAGAGGAUCAUCCACCAGACUCUUCUGGGCCCUGCCCAAGGUAUAGCUCUAGGAACUGGCCUCAACUCUUAAGUGGGUCAGUGCUCCACAAAGGCUUAAGAUGCAACUGCAGAUUAUCCCAAACCCUUGUGUACUUGGUGAGAUGUCUUCCUAGAGGCUUGGCCUCCUCAAGGUAGCUGGGUACAAUGUCAUCUUCAUCUUAUGAGUCCAAUAAAGCAAAGCACCCACUACGUUAGUCCUUCAAGUUGCUGGAAGUUUCAGCAAUUUGAAGCUAGAAUUGACCUCAGCCCAGAGACCAUCCUCCCCCAUGUGGUGAGCAGAGUGAAGGAUGGAGCAAAACAUCCUGAGAGGGUACCAGGUCCUUGGGCUGCAGUGUCUGGUGAGGAUGGGUGAACACUGGGCAAGGUCCUGUUCUAACAAGUCCCACACAGUCAG